UUCAGCAGUAACGCACUAACCCUCGAACGCUGCACACAGCAAAUUUUCGCACUGAAAGCGUUCCAGCUUUCCAUCGAUUUUCCGUGUUGUGCGUCGCAGAAUAAUUGUUUUCAUGAUGUCAUAUGAUGAAUCAGCCGUCGAGACGCUACGUCAAUAUAUACAAAUUGAAAGUGUAUCGAACACUACCAAUUAUGAGGAAUGUGUUACUUUUCUCAAAGCACAAGCAGAAUCAAUAGGUUUGGAAUGUAAGGUAAUUCAGUUGAAACCUAACCGACCAGUGGUGAUAAUGAAAUGGACUGGGAUGAAACCUGACCUUCCUGCGAUCUGCCUUAAUAGUCAUAUGGACGUGGUGCCGGCUGAAGCAGACAAAUGGUCACACCCACCCUUCUCUGCACAUAUCGACGAACACGGUAGAAUUUUCGGGCGCGGCACGCAAGAUAUGAAAUCCGUUGGUAUUCAAUAUUUGGAAGCAGUAAGGCGCUUGAAACGAGAAGAAGCAGUGUUGGCUAGAACUUUAGUGUUGACCUUCGUCCCUGAUGAAGAAAUGGGAGGUCAAGAAGGGAUGAAAAUGUUUGUCAAAACAAAAGCAUUUAGGAAAUUAAAUAUUGGUUUCGCUUUGGAUGAGGGUGUCGCUUCGAAUCGUCCGGGACAUUUUGUGCUCUUUUAUGGAGAGAAACACAAGUGGUCUGUGAAGUUCCAUGUGACAGGGGAUGUAGGUCAUGGUUGUUUGAACAUACCUAAUACAGCAGGAGCUAAAUUAGCGAGAUUGUUAAAAAGUAUUUAUGAUUUUCGUGAGGAGCAAUUUGAGUUGGCAGGGAGAAGGGUGGACAACCCUGAUUUUGUUUCCAUUAAUGCUACUAUUAUACAGGGUGGAACCCAAGAAAAUGUGAUCCCAUCAGAAUUCGUAGUUAGCGCUGACAUCAGAUUGCCUCCAAAGGUCAAUAUUGAUGAAUGGAAAGCCACCAUGAAUUCUUGGUGUGAGGAUGCAGGUGAAGGAUGUUGGAUUGAAGAAGUUGUCUGUGAAAUUAUAGAUAAGCCUACUUAUUUAGAUGAAAGUAAUCCUUACUAUGAACCGUUCCAAGAAACAAUUCAGAAAAUGGGUUAUCAACUCCUGCCUCAAGUGUGCUAUGCAAUGACGGAUGCCAGAUACUUACGGAAUUUAGGUAUCUCCGUUUUCGGAUUUACCCCAUUAACAGGCGAACCAAGACUUCACAAACAUGAUGAAUUCAUUGGAAGAAAAGAAUUUCUAUUGGGUAUUACUAUGUAUUAUCGAAUUUUGCUAAAUAUUGGCUAUGUACCAGAAUAUAAUUAAUAACAAACUAAAAUAUUUAUUACCGUA
Molecule: messenger RNA, 1339 nt
Organism: Dalotia coriaria
Lineage: Eukaryota; Metazoa; Arthropoda; Insecta; Coleoptera; Staphylinidae
Product: aminoacylase-1-like
Exons: 4
Coding region: 113-1312 (399 amino acids)
Biological process (GO): amino acid metabolic process
Cellular component (GO): cytoplasm
Molecular function (GO): aminoacylase activity
Source: RefSeq, a predicted model, not a curated record